CUGGGCUCACGUGGAAAAUUUCUGGAACAGCUCAGACGCGUCGAGACUUUCAACUUGCAAUUGAUUACAUUGCGUCCUACGACCACUUCAUCCACGCUUCGCCAUGUUCCCCAAAACCAAGCAGCGCCGCCCCAUCACUGGGUCCUCCAAUCUACAUCACACUCCUUCCCCAUCCUCUCGUCAACCUUCCUUGACCGAAGAUCAACGACAGGAGAUCAAGGAGGCCUUCGAGCUGUUCGACUCGGACAAGGAUGGCGCGGUGGACUAUCAUGAACUCAAAGUGGCCAUGAGGGCACUAGGCUUCGACUUGAAAAAGGUGGAGGUGGUGGACUUGCUGAAACGGUACGGUGGAGAUGAUGGGUUGAUGGAUUUCGAAGCGUUCCAGAGGAUAAUGACGGAGAGGAUCCUCUCCCGUGAUCCGAUGACUGAUCUCAAGCGGGCGUUCGCACUAUUCGACGACGACAGGACAGGGAGGAUAUCGCUGAAGAAUUUGAAGCGAGUUGCAAAGGAGCUCGGAGAGAGUCUAGGAGAUGAGGAGCUCUCUGCCAUGAUCGAAGAAUUCGAUCUGGACGGGGAUGGCGAGAUCAGCGAACAAGAAUUCUACGCGAUCAUGAUGGAUGGAGAGUAGCGGAUAUCCGACGAAAAGUUGUACUGAUUCUAGCAUGUAUCAUAAAAA
This is a messenger RNA of Kockovaella imperatae, 676 nucleotides long. Its product is annotated as EF-hand calcium-binding protein, Caltractin-cdc31 subfamily. The transcript has 3 exons. The record is from RefSeq and is a predicted model, not a curated record. Gene Ontology annotation, molecular function: microtubule binding; calcium ion binding. Gene Ontology annotation, biological process: spindle pole body duplication. Bases 104 to 628 code for a protein of 174 amino acids. NCBI's taxonomy places the organism in Eukaryota, Fungi, Basidiomycota, Tremellomycetes, Tremellales, Cuniculitremaceae. Gene Ontology annotation, cellular component: mitotic spindle pole body; half bridge of spindle pole body.